CUCUAGAGUGGGAGGAGUGAGAAAGGUACCCUAGAUACGGUUGCUAAAUACGGAAAGCUACGAUAGGACCCGUUCAGCAUCCCCACCACCUCAGUUUGAGAAGGUGCAGGGACAAUGUUCUACGCUCACUUUGUCCUCAGCAAACGUGGGCCACUGGCCAAAAUUUGGUUGGCGGCCCACUGGGAUAAGAAGCUGACCAAGGCACAUGUGUUCGAGUGCAAUCUGGAGAGCAGUGUGGAAAGCAUCAUCUCUCCAAAGGUAAAAAUGGCUCUCCGUACGUCUGGCCACUUACUCCUGGGUGUGGUGAGGAUCUACCACAGAAAAGCCAAGUACCUGUUGGCAGACUGUAAUGAGGCUUUUAUAAAGAUUAAAAUGGCAUUUCGCCCAGGUGUGGUUGACUUGCCUGAGGAGAACCGUGAAGCUGCUUACAACGCCAUUACAUUACCUGAGGAAUUCCAUGACUUUGAUCAGCCUCUUCCAGAUUUAGAUGACAUUGAUGUUGCUCAGCAGUUCACCUUGAAUCAGUCCCGUGUGGAGGAGAUCACCAUGCGAGAAGAAGUGGGAAACCUGAGUUUACUGCAAGAGAAUGAUUUUGCUGAUUUUGGGAUGGAUGACCGAGAGAUGAUGCGAGAGGAAGGUGCAUUUGAGGUGGACAUCAUCCACGGAGCAUCUGCAUCUAACCUGCUGCUGGAAUCAGAGUCAAGUGGUGGACAGAUAGCUGACAAGUCCAAUCACCUGGAGUAUGACCAAUACAAGGACGACUUUGGUGACAACCCAAUGGAGAGCAAUGAGGGAGGCAUGCUGGUGGACAAGCUCCUCAGUAAUGAGGAUGGAGGUGGUAUUUUCGAUGACCCUUCAGCCAUCGCUGAAGGUGUGAUGAUGCCCCAAGACCACGGUGGAGAUGAUGAUGAUGAUUUUGACAAUCUUUCACCAGCAGGAGGUCCAGACAGUCCAGAUUCUGGUCCUGUGGAGCAGCUUCCCACCAUGACAGACCAGACUGAACAGACCACCCUGGUCCAUAAUGAAGAAGAGGCUUUUGCUCUGGAGCCCAUUGACAUCACAGUGAAGGAGACCAAGGCAAAGAGGAAGAGGAAGCUGAUUGUAGACAGUGUGAAGGAGCUGGACAGUAAGACCAUCCGUGCUCAGUUGAGUGACUACUCUGACAUAGUCACCACUUUGGAUCUGGCUCCCCCCACAAAGAAGCUGAUGAUGUGGAAGGAAACAGGAGGAGUGGAGAAGCUCUUUUCUCUGCCAGCUCAGCCCCUCUGGAACAGCAGACUGCUCAAGAUGUUCACACGAUGCCUGACCCCUCUGGUGCCCGAUGAACUGAGGAAGAGGCGGAAGGGUGGAGAAGCAGACAGCCUGGAUGAGUUCCUUAAAGACUUGGAGAACCCAGAAGUGCCACGAGAAGAGGCCCUGUCUCAGCAAAGAGACAUUAUUGACCAGACCAUGUUGGAAGAACCCAGUGUGUUGCAGGCCUCAGCCAUGGAGGGCAGUCGCACAACCCUUGAUGAGUCAGUCAUGCCUCCUCCUUCUGGACCCCGUGGACAGAAGCGCAAAGCUCAGGACACAGAGCCUUCCCUGCCUAUGCUUGAGGAUGAUCGCUCCUCCAUUGUGUCCACACAACACAUGAACAUGCAGCAGGUGGAGCUUCCCCCUGAGGACACGGGCAACAUCUCACAGUUCAUCCCUGAACUCGACCUCAUAGGAGAGAAGAGCAAAGACAAAAAGGAUGAUGAUGAUGAGGAAGAGGAGGAGGGUCAGAGUGGAGACCAGGAUCAGGAGGAGAGGAGAUGGAACAAAAGAACACAGCAAAUGCUACAUGGAUUGCAGAGAGUUAUUGCUAAGACUGGAGCUGAAUCGAUCAGCUUGCUGGAGCUGUGCAGAAACAACAACAAGAAACAAGCAGCUGCCAAGUUCUACAGCUUUCUAGUGCUGAAGAAACAGCAGGCUGUGGAGCUCAGGCAGGACGAGCCCUACAGCGACAUCAUCGCCACCCCUGGUCCCAGAUUUCACAUUAUAUAGACUCUUUACAGUCAACACCGGCAGGUUUUUUGUUUUUGUUUUUUUAUGUUUUUGUUUGAAUAUAAUGUGUUAUGUAUAUCUGUGCUCGUGCAUUUUUAUGCAUACUACAUGUGCUCUCUGUUACACAUGCAACAGAAAAAAAAAAAGUGCUUCUUACUGCAGUUUCUCAGUACAAGCAUGAACUUUGGACAUAUUUUUGAAAAUAUUGUUGAAGACAAAAAAUAAAUGGUAACAAUUUAGUGGGGAAAGAAAUUGUUUUUAGAUACAAUAUGGGAAAAAAAAAAAAAAACUUUUAUGUUCUUAGAGUUACAGAUCACCCAAAUACAGAUGCUUAUUUGUAUGGGAAUCGUCAAAAAUGUUGGUAUGUUUUCAUAGGACAGUAAAAAAUCAUUGCAGUGAAGAUCCAUAGCUGUGGUGUGCUUUGAGGUGUGUUCUCUUCAGUCAUUAAGUUUUUGAGAUGCUAUUUUAUAUUAUUUAUUGGCAAGGUUGCAUCAUUUUGCAUGCUUUGAAGUACAUGUUGACAAAUGCAACAUAUUUGUGUUUACUUUCGUGAAAGUGUUUGCUUUAUUGUUUUAACUUAAUAAAAUGGCGUUUUAGCUAAAUAUAUAUUUUUUAAAUAUAGUGAGGAAGAGUAUUGUCCUAGUGUUAACCCAUUCCGUUUUUUUGUUUGUUUGUUUGUUUGCAAACAAAACUACUACACUAACAAUACAUUUGUUCUAAAGCUGCCCUGACUUUUAAUGUUGUGAACAUUGAUCCAAAGGCAGCUUCAGAUUUGCUAGUAAUCCAUAAAAUAAUUUAAACAAACUUAUUGUUAUACUGUGAUAUGCACUGGUUGUAAAGAUAUUUUUUGUGAGAGCGCUUUUUGAAACAGUCCAUAGUCAUUUUUGUAAUAAAAGAAAAGUUCAUUGGUCUUUGUUUUUUUUUAAUGUAACUUUAUGUACUUUAUGAAAGCAGCUUGUAGUGUGUUAUAUUUAAAAUGUUGUUAUAUAAAUGGCAAUGCUCUGUUUGAUAUGUCACAUCUGAUAUGGUUAAUCAGUUACCACGAUCUGUUACAGUCCAUACAGUCCUUUAUUUAAAAUGCAAUGAAAACUUGUUUUCAUUUUCAAAGUACAACAAUACAUAAUACUGGUAAU
Messenger RNA from Myxocyprinus asiaticus (Chinese sucker), 3158 nucleotides. RefSeq names its product double-strand-break repair protein rad21 homolog A-like. The record is from RefSeq and is a predicted model, not a curated record. The transcript is spliced from 14 exons. Gene Ontology annotation, biological process: synaptonemal complex assembly; mitotic sister chromatid cohesion; replication-born double-strand break repair via sister chromatid exchange. Gene Ontology annotation, cellular component: cohesin complex; synaptonemal complex. Lineage: Eukaryota; Metazoa; Chordata; Actinopteri; Cypriniformes; Catostomidae. Bases 115 to 2025 code for a protein of 636 amino acids. Gene Ontology annotation, molecular function: chromatin binding; protein binding.